Messenger RNA from Erythranthe guttata (spotted monkey flower), 2716 nucleotides. RefSeq names its product FAR1-related sequence 11 (gene FRS11). Gene Ontology annotation, biological process: regulation of DNA-templated transcription. The record is from RefSeq and is a predicted model, not a curated record. NCBI's taxonomy places the organism in Eukaryota, Viridiplantae, Streptophyta, Magnoliopsida, Lamiales, Phrymaceae. Gene Ontology annotation, molecular function: zinc ion binding.
CUCUUUACUUUGAUAGAAACCAUAAAAUAUAGGGACUAAGUUGAAACAUUUGAAAACAUAAGUGAGAUCAGAACUAAUACAAAAUCGUCGGCGUCACCAGCCCUAAUCCAUUUCCGCCACCACGAACACCGCCAGAAAGCCGUUCUCCACCCCCAUUCCAGUCCCGCUCCGUCCGAUUAAAUCGCCGCCACGGUGCGCGUGAGCCGCAUUGAUUGCCGUUCCGGCGGAUAAAUCGCUUCUUCUAGAUUUUACAACACGCCAGCCGCUGUAUGCCGGAACUUUGCCUCCGUUCCGAUUCCACGAACUCCGUUCCGGCCGCUGUAGCGGCGUUCCGAAAUGGGCCGACGGUAGCAUUGAGUAGAAGAAGAUCUCGAGAAUUCCACAAAAAAUGUCCGAAGAAGUUGGGAUGAUGCUGGUCUACGACGACCCCUCGGAUCAAAGAUCCAUGUCACUCGACGAAACCAGCAGCACCGAAGAUUCCCCAAAUGGGACCCACCUAUCCCUAGAGUUGACCAACGAAACCACCACCCCCUACAUUGGUCAGCGCUUCCCCACCCACGACGCUGCCUACGAACUCUACACCGAGUUCGCCAAACGUAACGGCUUCUCGAUCCGCCGCCACCGUACGGAGGGCAAAGACGGCGUCGGAAAGGGCCUAACCAGGCGGUACUUCGUCUGCCACCGCGCCGGCAACACUCCGGCAAAAGCAUCCAGCGAGAACAAACCCCAACGAAACCGAAAGUCCUCUCGGUGUGGGUGCCAGGCGUACAUGCGUAUAAGCAAGUCUUGCGAAUUGGGAGGAGUGGCGGAAUGGAGAAUAACGGGGUUUGCAAAUCACCACAACCACGACCUUCUAGAAGCUAACCAAGUUCGUUUUCUCCCUGCUUAUCGAACGAUCACAGAAUCAGACAAGAAUCGAAUACUCAUGUUUGCGAAAACCGGGAUUUCGGUGCAACAAAUGAUGAGGCUGCUCGAGCUCGAAAAAUGCGUGGAGCCAGGUUAUUUGCCCUUCACAGAGAAAGACGUGAGGAAUUUGCUUCAGUCUUUCAGAAAAGUGGACCCGGAGGACGAGAGUGUGGAUUUGUUGAGGAUGUGCAGGAGUAUUAAGGAUAAAGAUCCCAGCUUUAAGUUUGAGUUCACUCUUGAUGGCAAUGGCAGAUUGGAGAAUAUAGCGUGGUCGUACGCUUCGUCUGUGCAGUCUUAUGAAAUAUUUGGUGACGCAGUGGUGUUUGAUACCACGCAUCGGUUGACUGCUUUUGAUAUGCCUCUCGGAAUAUGGGUGGGGAUGAACAACUAUGGCAUGCCUUGCUUCUUCGGUUGUGUGCUUCUUCGUGAGGAGAACUUGAGGUCGUUCUCGUGGGCUUUGAAGGCUUUCACGACAUUCAUGAACGGGAAAGCUCCACAGACAAUACUAACCGACCAAAACAUGUGCCUCAAAGACGCAAUAGGAAUGGAGAUGCCGACCACGAAACACGCUCUCUGCAUAUGGCUUAUCGUGGCAAAAUUCCCGUCGUGGUUCAAUGCAGUUUUGGGUGAGAGAUACAACGAUUGGAAAACCGAGUUCUAUCGGCUCUAUAACUUGGAAACGAUCGAUGAUUUCGAACUGGGUUGGAGAGAUAUGGUGAACUCUUUCGGCUUGCACACAAAUAGGCAUAUAGCUAGCUUGUACGCCUUACGGAAUCUUUGGGCACUCCCUUUCUUGAGAAGCCACUUCUUUGCAGGAAUGACCACUCCUUCACAUUCGAAAUCGAUCAACGCUUUUAUUCAACGCUUUUUGAGUGCUCAAACUCGCCUUGCACAUUUUCUCGAACAAGUAGCUGUAGCAGUGGAUUUUAAAGAUCAAGCAGGAGAACAACAAACCAUGCAGCAGAACAUUCAAAACAUCAGCCUAAAAACAGGGGCACCAAUGGAAUCGCACGCCUCCUCAGUUCUAACGCCUUUCGCCUUUUCGAAGCUCCAAGAACAGCUGGUUAUGGCAGCCCACUACGCAUCUUACCAGAUGGACGGUGGAGAUUUCCUCGUCAGACACCACACGAAACUCGAGGGCGGCCGUAAAGUCUACUGGGCCCCACGAGAGGGAAUAAUCAGCUGCAGCUGCCACCAGUUUGAAUUCUCCGGAAUCCUCUGCAGGCACGCCCUUAGAGUGCUCUCCACCGGAAACUGCUUCCAAAUACCGGAGAGGUAUCUGCUGCUCCGGUGGAGGCGCAUCAGCUUGCCACCUGGCGGCAGACAACCUCAGACGGCUCCUAGGAGCGAUCAAACGGAUAGGGUGCAGUUGCUGCAGAGCAUGGUUACGAGCCUUGUGGCGGAAUCUGCGAAAUCGAAAGAAAGGAUGGAUUUUGCGACGGAGCAAGUUUCGAUUAUUCUUUCCCGAGUUAGGGAGCAGCCCGUUUCGAAUCUUGGCUUGAGGGAACUAUCUUCCACUCAUAGGAGUCUUGCUUGAAAAGGAAAGAACAUAUAUAUAUAAUAUAUAUAUUAUAUAUAUAUAUAUUAGAAGACAACUUUUGUAGGAUAUAGUGAGAGAAAAUAUAUACUAGGUAAUGAUGGAAGGCAUGUCUGUAAAGGGGUUAAUAUUUUGUGACACAUUUUUUGUAAUUGUUUCUGAUGAAAAAAAAAAACCACACACCCUUUGUGUUUUCUCAGACAUCUUUUGGGAAUAUCUCUAUUGAGGUGAAUGUAUAAACAUAUUAUUAUAUCAAUAUAUAUUGCAUUUAUU